Molecule: messenger RNA, 1847 nt
Organism: Leucoraja erinaceus (little skate)
Lineage: Eukaryota; Metazoa; Chordata; Chondrichthyes; Rajiformes; Rajidae
Gene: bend5
Product: BEN domain containing 5
Exons: 6
Coding region: 103-1503 (466 amino acids)
Biological process (GO): negative regulation of DNA-templated transcription
Molecular function (GO): DNA binding
Source: RefSeq, a predicted model, not a curated record
GGUGCUGGCGACUGCUGGCUGCUGGCCCCGUGUGUACUCGGGCUACUGGCGGAGUGGCGCCUCACACCUCGCCGCCUUCAGCCGGACAGCAGCGAGGCCGCCAUGUUCGCCUGCGUCCGCUUCCUCCAGACCCAAGUGCAUCACAUCGUGCCCGUGUCUCAGAUCAGGAAUUUCCAGCCAGCCUCCAAGAGCGACUUCAACAAGAAGCAAGUGUACCGGUUGAUGCUGCCGCCGAUGUGCCCAGGGAGCGGCAGCGGGCCGGGAGAGUUGGAAAUAGGGGCCGCGGCCAAGGGGAGUCACAGCCGCAAGGCCCAGAUCCUGGCUCUGGGAGACAGCAGCCAAGAACUGGAAAAAAUUUUGAAACUGACAAAGUGCAAAAUGCCUAAAGUAAUUGAUAGUUUCAUUGAACUGUCUGAAUCAGAAGAGGGUGAAAGUGUUGAAGAUGAACCACAUCAAUCCAACAACAUUCAGGAACAAGCGUCUCAAAGCAUCUCCUGCUUUGAAGAUAGCAGUGAUGAUGAUGACGACGACGACCAAACACUGAAGAUUUUUGAUGAACUAAAACACAAAUAUUCUCGAGCCAAAGCUCACAAUAAAACGCUGACUCAGGAACUUAAAAAAGUUACAACAAAACUUCGGUAUGUUGAAGAAAAGCAAAAAAAUUAUGAACAUAUGGCUUCUGAGCUACAAAGGCUGAGAGACCUCAAUAUGGAUCUUCAAAAUGCACUACUUUUGAAGUUAUUUAGAUUACCAGAGCAAUACCAUGGUUCCAAUCCCGAGGAGGAGUUAAUUGACAACCCAUCUGCUCAUCAGCUCAUUUCUAGUCCUCCAGUAUCUUCAAUUCUGCAGGAUCAUUUGAAUAUGCAACAAAUAAUUUAUCCCUGCAAGAAAAGUCCACAUCCUCUUCUUCCAGCUCCAACUACUUCUGAGCAUCUGGAUAACCAGACCGAAAAUGGGAACAAUAUGGUAUCGUGUCCGUGGGCUGCUACACAAGCCAUUGCUCUGGCUCAACCCAGCGUCUACUCUGUCCAGGAUGGAAAGGUUCACAUUGGAGCUAAUAUAUGGAUUGAUGAGGACAAGUGGGAAACAGUGAAACGUCAGCCAAGUGAUUCAAGGUUCACAAAGUGUUUGGCUGUAGCCGUGUGGGGAGUGGAUACUUUGAAGGACAGAAGUGUCACUGGAAUUGCAUGCAAUUCAACAAAGUCAUCUCCUAAACCACCUCUUUCCCCUUACAAAGUACAGAUUAUUAAAGAACAAUUACUGAAUAGAAUACGACAAGAUGCCAAAGAUGAUAAUGAGAUCCAUAAGCGACUAAAUAAAGUAAAUCGAUAUAUUGGGGAAAAAAUAAUGGACAUUAAUAAGCAGUGGCGAAAAGCCAAAGCAGAAAUAUCAAAGUUAAGAAACUGUGAAUGUGAGAUGGGUUUAAAAUGUGAUAUCCAUGCACAUUGUGAGAGACCUGAGGUACCCAUCAAGGAAGAAAUUGAAACCUUUAUCUAUGAAUAAUCUAGUGAGAAUAACAAAGUUCUGUUCAUGGUGAUUGUUAUCUAAAAUUGUACAACUGUUAUUUGAUUACAGUGAAAUCUGUUUGUACUCAUUUGUUUACCAUAGAAUGGUAUUGCAGAAAAAUAUUUUCUACUGGUUUUUGUGUAACUGACCAUUUUAUGACUGUUAAAUCAUUGAAACGAGACGAUUAUAAUUUGUUGAAUUCUGCAAAACCAAGCUAUUUGGUCCAUUGCACCUCCACCAUGUAUCAGUGCUUGCUACUUCCCUUUCCUCCUGUUCUUCCUACUCAAGACUUUUAUACAGUAUGCAGUUAUGACAAAUUCCAAUGAACAGUCUUCAGAGCA